Messenger RNA from Macrosiphum euphorbiae (potato aphid), 2718 nucleotides. NCBI's taxonomy places the organism in Eukaryota, Metazoa, Arthropoda, Insecta, Hemiptera, Aphididae. The record is from the annotation of a GenBank genome assembly.
AUGAUUCGUUUUCUCCAAGUAAAUAUUGGCGUCGGUAGGGCAGCUCAGGACCUGAUGGUCCAUACCGCAAAGGAACAUUGUGCUGACGUUGUAUUGGUUAGUGAACAGUACCGUAAUUUAUGCGAGGAUGUAGGAUGGUACAGCGAUGUGCCAGGAAGAGCUGCGAUUUUUGUAGCCAAGGACAUAGCGAUAGACGAAAUCGGACCAGCGGAUACUGGUUUCCGGUGGAUCAAAAUAAAAGGUAUACGCUUCUACAGCGUAUAUUGCUCACCUAACAUUUCUUUGGACGAAUACAAUGAGUUUCUUAGUAGAUUGGAAGACAGCUUGCGUGAAGCAGAUGGACCAGUACUUGUAGGUGGGGACUUCAACGCCAAGCGCCCAGAAUGGGGAUCGCAAAUAUCGGAUAUAAGAGGGGACACUUUGGCAGAUCUAUCGUUCUCUCUAGACCUGCAAGUUUGCAAUGUCGGUGACCACCCAACAUUUACAAGAGGAGGGUCGGAAUCUUUCAUUGACAUAACAUUUGUAUCCCGGUCGCUUUGGAGUAAGGUGAAUAACUGGCGAGUGCUUGAAGAGGAAUCGAUGAGCCUACACUGGUACAUUAUAUUUGAAAUCUCGCUUAAUACCUCUCUUCCAGUCCAACCAACCCCUAAGGGAUGGAACUGGCGGAAACUAGACCGAGAAAGGUUGCUUAUGUUCCUAGAAACAAGAACGGUAUCAGAUUUUGGAGAUACUAACUCUACAGAAGUGCUACCAAAUGCCUUAGAUGCAUACCUUGCGGCUGCGUGUAACCACUCAAUGCCCAAUAAGUCAUACCAUGGCCGAAAAAAACCGGUCUACUGGUGGACACAAGAAAUUGCUGAAUUUCGCAAGGCAUCGUUUGCAGCAAGGCGAAAAUUCCAAAGAGCUAGAAAACGGAGGGGGCCCGACGAGUGUAGAGAACUGGAACAAGUGGCGAGAGAAACACUUAAGACUUUGAGGGUAGCCAUAAGAAAAAGUCAAGAGGACUCUUGGAGAAAUUUAUGUCAGCUGGUAGACAAUGAUCCAUGGGGGCUAUCUUAUAAAAUCGUAGCCAGGAAAUUAAUCAGAAAGCGACCAAUACCAGGUCUCUCACUGCCAGGUCGAUUACAGGAUAUCGUUCACGGACUAUUUCCUGCCAGGCGUUUUGUGGAGUGGCAAAUGCCAUCGGAAACUGACACAAUUGAACCAGUAACGGCUGAGGAAUUGGUGGAGCUGGCCAACGCCUUACCUUCUGGGAAAGCGCCAGGUCCAGAUGGUAUACCCGAUACGGUAGUGAAGACAGUAGUAUUGAAAAGGACGAUUGAAGUUGCGAGUAUCUUUAACAAAUGCAUGCGUAAUGGGUCUUUCCCAAGUCCCUGGAAGGAGGCCCGACUUGUGUUGGUUAGGAAACCGGACAAACCUUUGGAACUGCCAUCUUCCUAUCGGCCACUAAGCAUGGUUAAUACAAUUGGUAAGAUGUUUGAGCGCGUCUUGAAGAGACGACUAGAGGCACACCUUGGACUAGAGGGGCUCUCGGAGAACCAGUACGGUUUUAGAAGAGGGAAGUCCACGAUGGAUGCUAUCGAAAAAGUGUUGGCUAUAGUAAACCGUAUUAACUCCGUGCCAUGGAGGCGAAGAGAGCUAUGUGCUAUUGUGUCGAUUGAUGUCGCAAAUGCCUUCAAUACCGCACCUUGGGAAAAAAUCGGAGAAGCACUAAGGCAAAAAGAUGUACCUUUCUACCUGAUAAAAAUACUUCGUGACUACCUUAGGGAGAGACGGUUACAGACAGACGCGGGGAAUGUUGACGUUACAUGUGGAGUACCACAAGGAUCAGUAAUUUGUCCUAUUCUAUGGAAUAUAUUUUAUGAUGAUCUGUUGCGCCUAACACUACCUGAAGGAGUAAGGAUAAUUGCGUUUGCAGAUGACGUUGCAGUAGUUGGAACCGGUUGGUGUACAGAGGCUCUGGAGGUCUCAAUUAAUGCUGCGUUAAAACAAGUUAGCAACUGGAUGAGCAGAAACGGACUGACGAUAUCGAUAAACAAGACAGUGGCUAUGAUGAUGACGACAAAAAGGAAAUAUAGACACCCACAGUUUGUGCUACUAGACGACACCUUGGAGUUAAAAGGAAAAAUGCGUUAUUUGGGAGUGGAGCUGAGUUCAUCACUGGGAUUCAAGGAACAUAUCCAAAUGGCACGCAACAAAGCCUUGAGGACAACGGUCGCUCUUUCCCGCUUGAUGCCCAAUGUUAAAGGCCCAAGGCCAAUAAAAAGGAAGCUACUCGCAUCAGUGGUUCAUAGCCAACUGUUGUAUGCGGCCCCCGUGUGGAGCUCAUCGCUAGUAUUUCAUAACCAUAAGCAGUUACUUCUAGGCCCCCAGCGGGCAAUAGCCCUGAGAGUCGCCAGUGCGUAUAGAACGGUAUCCACGGUGGCAAUAUUGGUUGUGGCCAACAUUGUUCCGGUACACCUUAUGGCGAGAGGACGGAGUGAACUAAGACGACUGCAAAAAACUGGGAUUGAGGACGCAAGGCACAUGGUUGAUGAAAAUAUCUGGAGUUGGUGGCAACAGGAAUGGGACGGUGAAAAGGAUAAAGGGGCGUGGACAAAGCGACUCAUAUCUAAAGUUCGCGAUUGGGCAAGUCGAUCACAUGGUGUGACAAGCUACAAGCUACCACCUGACAUAGAUGUUGAAGGGACAUGGCUGCUUCCAGGCCAAACUAUAUAG